AUGCAAAACCCAGUAGGAAAAAUUUAUACACAUUGUAUAUACAUUAUUCUGUUAAUAUUAUUUUAUAAUGUUCAAAAUGGAUUGUCUCAACUAAAUCCAUAUUUUCAAUUUAUACCACAAAAUGAUAAUUUUCAUACUAAAACAUAUGAUUAUUCAGAAGGAUUUGAUGAAGAUAGUUUCACUUAUGAGUUACAAUAUCCAAUCCCAAUAUAUGAAACACUAAUUAAAAAAAUUACUAUCCGCAAAAAUGGUCUUCUAGCACUAGAUAGCAUUUCUGAAGAUAAUUUGCCAUCAGCUUAUCCUGUCAAUACGAGUAUCACAAAUCAACGUUUACAAGAUUUUGAUGGACGAUAUUUAAGCAUUUUUAGUUCAGUGAAUGAUGGAAAAUCUGGAAGAAUUCGUGUCACUGAAAUUGAUUUGCUGUCCCCUUCAAAACUACCAUGUGUAGAGAGAAUGCAAAUAGAUCGUCUAAUAAAAUUUAUACAUUUAUCAUAUAUUGAAGAAGCUGAAUUAAAGGCUCAGUAUAUUGUACAUAUACUGUGGGAAAAUAUGACAAGCGCUUACUUAAUCAACCAAAAAGCUAAUACGUAUGGAAUGAUAAUAAUUUCUAAUGGAAUACGUUCUUACGCUUUCAUGCAAUACAUACAAGUUGAGUGGAAUGAAAAUGAUGUCGCAGAGAAUCUAGCUUUACCACCUGAAUCUGGUAUAUUUAUGAGACCUUUGGGAGGUUAUCAGUUGCCAAGAAGUUCUCAAGCUGUAGAACCAAAUAUAUGGUUAACUGAAACAAAUAUAGCUCUACAUGGAGAAUGGCUUGUUCCUUUAUACAAAUCGGAAAAUAUAGCCACAAUAAAUGUCAAGAAUUUAAGUACAGUUGCCAGUGAAUUUGUUGCAUCUUUGGCAAGUAUUUGCAAGGGUUCACUUCAUUCACUUAAAUCAAACAACGAAACACCAUCUGAUACGGUCGUCAUUAAAAACGUAAACACUGAAAAUACAUCAGAAGAGCCGAUUGCUAGAACACAUAGUUUUAAAAGAGCUCUGGAAAACCUUGAAAAUUAUGACCUUAACGUUUCAACAAAUGACUAUAGUUAUGGAAUCACUGAAAAUGUACCGAAAGCUGCAUGGAAUAUCCUGAGAGAUGAAGCUGAAAUCUCAGGUGUUGACCCUUUUAAUCAGAACGAAGUGAAUAUUCUACCAGAGAAUGAAACUGGGAAUAGCUUUUAUCAUGAGAGUAAUCAAUUUGUUGUUGAUAAUAAAGAGCACACAUACACAGACACAAUUACGGCACAAACUUACUAUCCUUUGGGUCGGUAUGAUGGAGAUGAGGAAAGGCAGGAGGUACAUGAACCUCUUAUUGUACCGGUCACUAUACACCCGUUGAGUGACGACGAUGACGAUGAAGUUCUAAUCAGUAAUAACGGAGAAUACAAAUCCACGAAUGAAACUUUUUCAAACGAUCUGGUCAAAUGUGAUGCUGUUAGUGAGUGUAAUAGUCAUAACACAGAAUGUUAUCGAGUCGAUAACGCUGCCUGCUGUAUAUGUAGUGAUGGAUUUUUCGGUGCAGGAAAUGCCAAGUGUUGGUCUGAAGUCAAUGAUCAUAAAUUUUCUUUUUCUGGUUCCCUAACUGCACGCUUUGGUAGUGAACAUUCCAGUUCACCUCUGCAUAUUUAUCUGGAUAUUCAACAUGGUUCAUUAAGACGCAGUUCUAGUGGAAUUCGUGGUGGUCAGACAAACGACAGAAUUUAUUCAACUAUACGUCUAAUUACACCUGUAUUCCACAUUUUAAACUCAAUGAUUUCUAGUCCUUGUGAAAAUAUUCCGAAACGUGAACGUGUUUAUAAUCUUUUCACGUUAGGAAAUGGAUUACAACGUCCUUUCAAGGUGUUAUUCCAGUUUGAUAUUGAAAGAGUUGGGAAAUUUACAAUCCAGGCCAUACUUGAGCUACGCGAUUUCACAACAGGAGCAUACGCUAGUGGUGUAAUAGAAUUAGAGGCGUUUAGUACAGAAAAUUUAAACUUACUCGAUCGGUCUUAUAUAGAGGCUUACAGUGCUUCUGAUAAGCCAGAUAAAACGUAUUACGCCAAUUAUAAAAUUGAUGAUCAUGGCCGUAUUGUAUUUCCAGAGCAAACUGUUAAAUUUAUUGUUGAGCAUCGUGACUCAAAUGAAAUAAGUAAUUUUCCUGAAGAAAUUAAUGUACAUUGGUCUGCUGUUGCUGAAUCAGAAAGUUGCUUGCUCAAACAAGUCAGCUCUGUACCUAAGAAUAAAUGGUAUUAUAUUCGUCUUAAAGAUCGUGGUUACUGUAGUGAGGAUUGUUCUGCACCAGAUGGCUCUUGUAAUUUAUUCUGUGUAGAUGAACCUUUGUUAUUAGCCACAGAACCAAGUCCUUGUGAUUGUGUAACAUGUGAUCGUCAUGGUGAAGUGUGUCGACCAGAGGGCGCGAGUUAUAGAUGUGAAUGUGGUCAGGGCUUGAAGCUAAUGCCUGAUAACACAUGUCAAGCCACUUCACUGGUGGAUGUAGCUAACUAUCUUGGUGUACAGUGUGGUUCUAUCAAUUGUCAUACUCAUGCUCGCUGUAUUGAUCCAAAUCAAGCGUUUUGUCAAUGUUUACCCGGUUACAGAGGAGAUGGUGUUAGCCAUUGUGAAAAUGAUCCAUGUUCUAAAUGUCGUCGUAAUGAGAUUUGUGAAAAUGGUAUAUGUAUAGCAAGUGGUGUUGAUCUAUGCGAAGGGGUUCAGUGUGAAGAACAAGCCUUCUGUCAAGAUGGUGCAUGCGUUUGUACACCAGGUUAUACUGGAGACCCAGUUGUCAAAUGUUAUGAAGAAAGAGAUCCAUGCGCUGAUGUUAGGUGCCAUCCCUAUGCUAAAUGCAGAAAUGGUAACUGUGAGUGUCCACCUGACUAUGAUGGUGACGGUUAUCAAGUUUGUAAUCCACGUAAUUAUGAUCCUUGUUCUCUUGUACAAUGUCAUUAUGAUGCAACAUGUUACAAUGGUGUUUGCACGUGUAGAAAUGGUUAUAUUGGUGAUGGUUAUAGAGAGUGUAGACCUAGAGAAACUGAUUUAUGUCAUCACAUUCAAUGCCAUCCAUAUGCACAGUGUAAAAAUGGGCAGUGUCAUUGUAUUGAAGGUUAUGUUGGUGAUGGAUAUUACGAUUGUCAUGUAAGAGAUCCUUGCACUGGUGUAAAAUGUCACCACUAUGGAGAGUGCAUCAGUGGACGAUGUCAUUGUCUUAAAGGAUACGAAGGUGAUGGGUAUUAUAAUUGUAGGGAAACAGUCAGUGAUCCAUGUUCAAAUGUGCGAUGUCAUCCUAAUGGUUAUUGUAAAAAUGGACGUUGUUUAUGCUUAAACGGUUAUGAAGGAGAUGGUUAUUAUGAAUGUCGUCCAUUUUAUAAUGAUCCUUGUGUGGGAGUACAGUGUCAUUCUAAAGCAGAAUGUCGAAAUGGUUAUUGUCGUUGCCUGAAUGGCUACGAAGGGGAUGGUUUUCAUUAUUGUUAUGCAAUGCAAGAUGAUCCGUGUUCUAGUAUGAGAUGUCAUAUAAACGCUAAAUGCUUUGAUGGUGAAUGCCGAUGUUUGGACGGCUAUCAGGGAGAUGGAAAACAUUAUUGUGAUCCUAUUCCUCAGGACCAGUGUCAAAAUAUUCGAUGUCAUGAGUUUGCAAACUGUCAAAAUGGUAGAUGUCAAUGUAAUGCAGGUUAUGAAGGAGAUGGUUACUGGGAGUGUAAAUCCAUAAAAAGCGACCUUUGCAAAUAUGUUCGAUGUCAUGAAAAUGCGAAAUGCAAUGAAUACGGUAAAUGUCAGUGUCUUGAUGGUUAUUCAGGAGAUGGAUAUUAUGAAUGCCAGAAAAGUUCACAAGAGUUAUGCGCUGGUGUUCAGUGUCAUCGUUUCGGUCAAUGUUAUGAAAAUCGAUGCUACUGCAGUCAUGGAUAUGUCGGGGAUGGGGUUAACUUUUGUGACGCACGUGCAAACGAUCCAUGUGAUGGCAUCCGUUGUGCCGCUAAUGGACGUUGCCAGGAUGGUCGAUGUGUAUGUGAUCCUGGUUAUACAGGAGAUGGUUACAAUGAAUGUCGAGAAUCUGAGGGUGUGAAUUUAUGUGGUAAUGUACAAUGUCAUCAAUAUGCUACAUGUGAUAGAGGACAAUGUCGUUGUGUUACUGGUUAUGAUGGUGAUGGUUAUUCAGAUUGUCGACCAGUUACAGAGGAUAAGUGCUCACGAGUGAGAUGUCAUCCAGAUGCUCAAUGUACUGAUGGUUAUUGUUUCUGUCCAUCUGGUUUCGAAGGAGACGGAUAUUACGAGUGUAAACGAAUCACUCAAGAUCGCUGUGCGAAUGUUCGGUGUCAUGAAAAUGCUAAAUGUGACGACGGGUAUUGUCGUUGUAAAGAAGAUUUUGAGGGUGAUGGCUACAGUGAGUGUAGACGUAAAAGUAAAGAUCCAUGUGCACGUAUUCACUGUCAUCCACAAGCUCAGUGUGAGUAUGGGUUUUGCCGCUGUAAAAAUGGUUAUAAAGGUGAUGGCUAUUGGAAUUGUCAGCCUAUACAAAGUGAUCUAUGUCGGGCAGAACAAUGCCAUCAGUUCGCUAGAUGUGUUGAAGGUCGAUGCCGCUGUUUGGAUGGAUAUGAAGGAGAUGGCUACCAGAUGUGCAAUAUAAUACCUGGAGCAACUUCAGCAGAUUGUGGUAAUUGCAAUGGUAUACCUUUUAAAGAACUAGCACAGUGUGUUGGUGGACGAUGUAUUUGUGCUCGUGGAUUUAUUGAAGUCCAGCCAGGUGUCUGUAUGGAAUGUGUGCAAGAUAAUUGUCAUCAGGAUGCUGUCUGUCGACCGGAUGAAAGAUUUAAUGGCGCUUAUUCGUGUCAUUGUAAAGCUGGUUUCACUGGAGAUGGAGUAUCUGUUUGCAAGCCUGAAAGUGUAGGUAGAGAAGAUGCCACAUCAUCACAUACCAUUGAUCCUACAUGCGGUGGAGGCUGUAGGACACGAAAUGCGGAAUGUGAUCGAUAUACUGGGACGUGUAAAUGUCGAUCAGGUUAUGAUGGAGAUGGAGAGAGAGGUUGCUACUGGAAUUGUAAGCUGUGUCAUUCGAGUGCAAUUUGUGAUCGUGAAAACGAAAGAUGCAUUUGUCCAUCUGGUUAUCGUGGAGAUGGACAAACAUUUUGUGAACGAAUUCCAGUUAGACAAGAUUCUAUAAAAGUUCGAAUAAUGGGAGAGGGAGAAGUAAUGCAUAUUACAGAUAUAUCUCAUCCACUUGAAUUAAGAUGUUUCGUGACUGGGAGCGAUCAGUCAUAUUCUGGCCAGUGGAUUAAACCACAUUCUGCUCAAGAACCAAUAAUGACUAAAACUAGACAACAAGACGGCUAUGAAAUUUCUCUGCUCAUAAAUCAACCUACAAUAACUGAUAGUGGAAGGUAUGAGUGCCGUGCAGGGAAUGUUGCUGCUUUCAUAGAUGUAAAUGUGGAAGAAUCAGCAAUUCCAUUCACUGUGCUACUUACAAGUGAUGAUGGGAUUCUAAUGACACAAUCUACCGAUUCAAAUGUAACCAAAGCUACUCUAUGGAAUAUUGCUGAAAAUAACAAGUAUGGACGUGUCUCCAUGGUUGGCGAUUGUAAUAGUCAACGAAUUAUAUAUACAUCUGAUUAUGGUCAUACUAUCCGAUGGGGUAAUUCAAACUCUGGACAAAAUAAGUUGGUGACAAAAGAAAUAUACACUUCUCAAUUUAACCGAUUUCGUAAUUUGGCGGUAGAUUCAUUAUCUGGAAAUGUAUUUGCCUGGGAAGAGGCCUUUGGGAAAAUUAUGGUAUUCAAUCCAAAUAAACCAAAUAUUCAUUAUACACUUGAAAGUUUACAUAGCUUAACUUCCUCUGAACAACAGAAUUUCGCUGGACUAGCUUUGCAUUCCACAUUAGGUCUAAUGUACUGGGCAAUAUACACAGACGGUUGGAGACCGAAUGGUACAAUUCAAGUUGCUUCAAUGUCUGGUGAAAAUGAGGAGCAAUUAUUACAAUUAACUGGUGAACCACUGGCAAUUAGUAUAUCACCUGCAACGCCAGUUAAUGGUAAUUCCGCUGGAAAAUUAUGCUGGAUGCAAAGAUCUUCUAAAGGAAUGUUUGGAUUAGUAACUGAAUUACAUUGUGCACGAUUAGGUCAAACGGGAAGAGAGAUAUUAACCAAUGAAAAGAUAAGAGAAUUUAGUCCUUCUGAAGAACCAUCGUUUGGUAUGACACAGUAUAAAGGAACAUUAUUGUGGACAGACGCUACAAAGACAGUUUAUUACUCUAUCAAUCCUGAUCGCCGAAUACGUGUCCGUUAUGUCUGUUGUUCUAAUCGUUUCCAAGCCUUAUCAGUACUAGGUGAUUGUCCACAAGCUUCAACUAAUCCAUGUACUUAUUCUAAUGGACGAUGUCGUUAUAUUUGCUUACCGAAUGAUGGUGGUAGAUCACGUACAUGUGUAUGUCCUGAUAAUGAGCCUGGAUGUCAUAAAGAAAUGUAA
Molecule: messenger RNA, 6468 nt
Organism: Schistosoma rodhaini
Lineage: Eukaryota; Metazoa; Platyhelminthes; Trematoda; Strigeidida; Schistosomatidae
Source: the annotation of a GenBank genome assembly